Molecule: messenger RNA, 1710 nt
Organism: Drepanopeziza brunnea f. sp. 'multigermtubi' MB_m1
Lineage: Eukaryota; Fungi; Ascomycota; Leotiomycetes; Helotiales; Drepanopezizaceae
Biological process (GO): positive regulation of transcription by RNA polymerase II
Cellular component (GO): nucleus
Molecular function (GO): zinc ion binding; DNA-binding transcription factor activity, RNA polymerase II-specific; transcription cis-regulatory region binding
Source: RefSeq, a predicted model, not a curated record
AUGUCUGCUCAGACCCAGAUCCAAUCGUCAGAACGCGAUACCGGGAUCAGCCGUAUGACCAAAAGGCAAAUUCGUCGCACUCGUACUGGUUGCAAGACGUGCCGUCGACGCAGGAAGAAGUGCGACGAAGAGCAUCCUUUCUGCCAAAACUGCAUGAAGUCCACGUACAGGUGCGAAGGGUAUGAUGUCCCAACGACAUUCGAGACUGGCGGUACGAAAAGGAAAGUGAAAAGAAAACCGGUACCUGGAUCAACGUCGUUCGAGGCCCAGCUGAUGCUAUAUGAUACAAAUUCACGCGCCGGAUACGAUUAUGACGAGUUCAUCAACUACACUUCAUCGUCUUCAGAAGAAUUCCCCAUCUCCGAUGCGCAAGACCUGCAUGUCUACACAAGGCAGUUGGAUGGGAAUAUAGAGGUCACGUAUGACCCGUUUGAUCCAAUAUCGUACUAUGAAGGGAUACAGCCCCUAGAAAACUACCAAGAGUUUCUCCCGCCGCCAGAACUCCCGUUCCCGAUCAGAGGCAUAAACACUCCUGUUCGGCGACGACUCUACUCCCACUUUACGAGUAUAUUAUCACCUCUUCUCACGACCUGCCCCGGAGUAACGAAUCCGUUCAACUCAAUCGUAAUACCUCUGGCACUCAGCGACGAAACCAUCAUGGACAGCAUCUUGAGUCUUGCCGGCUCGCAUCUUCUGAAGUUGCAGCCGUCCGUAGCCGACAUGGAGGUCAUUCAGGAUUCUCAGCGUCUGCACUCAAAAGUUGUCCAAAGCCAGUCUAACCGCGUCCGAGACUUAAGCUCGCACGCUUUGACAUACCACCCGUCACGCGAAGACCGCACACUGGAGGUUAUAUUCGCCACGUCUCUCUUACUCUGCCUCUAUGAGAUAUGCGAAGGCAGUGGUGGCAAUGCCUGGCAUGAACACCUGAGCGAUGCCGAGAAGAUAAUCACUUUGGCCACUACACCCUCGCAGAUAUCGACCAUGGGCCCGGCCCCGCCCCCCAACCUUUCGGCGAUCAUCGAUCCCUUCCUGCUGGAGUUCUACCUCUAUCACGAGUCGCUCGCUACCGUGACCGUCCCGUUCAACCCGACCAAGACGACCCAACACCAGCGAAUCGCGGACCUCCUCUAUCAAGAACCGUCGCUCGUCGGCGUCCAAGACGGCCUCCACAAUUUCGUGACUCGGAUCUCGGCUCUCCGCAGCGAAGCAGAGAGCAGCCAGCGAGACGCCCACGGCCGACCCGACGGCCACGUCGUCAUCAAGGCCGAGAACCUCUUCUACGACCUGGAAGCCUGGCGGCACCCUCCGCAGCUCCCCGCCUCGAGGCCGCGCAACCUCAUGACCGGCUUCUACCAGACGGCCCUCAGCAUCUGGCUCUUCUCCAUCAUCAACCCGGAAUGCCGCAGCGAUCCGGUGAUCCAGGAGGCGGUGGGGAACAUCGUGGCCGGUAUGGAGCAGAUCGGUCCUCGGGACGGGGUGCUCGCUUGCAUGCUGUUCCCGCUGUUCGUCGCUGGCUCGGCGGCCAUCACCACGGAGCAUCGCAAGACCAUCUCGGCUCAGUUCCGGAGGUUGAAGGCGUGGAGCGCCUUGGGAAACAUCGACCUGACCUUCCGCGUCGUGGAGAAGAUGUGGAGGGAUCACGAUAGAGGGCUGAGAGGGAGCUGGGACUGGGUCAAGCAACUGGAGCACACCAGUCUCCUGGUUACCUGA